Molecule: messenger RNA, 3639 nt
Organism: Coniophora puteana RWD-64-598 SS2
Lineage: Eukaryota; Fungi; Basidiomycota; Agaricomycetes; Boletales; Coniophoraceae
Exons: 2
Coding region: 641-3199 (852 amino acids)
Source: RefSeq, a predicted model, not a curated record
CCUCGCUCUCGCCCUCGGCUCCAUCGUCGUCUGGCGCGCCCGUCUCGCUAACAUAUUGGACAAGGAUGCUGCGCGUCCCCGCCCCGACCCUCGCUCCUCCAAGCGUGAUACCACCCUCCUCGCGUCCGCUCUUGCAGCCCUCCACGUAGCCCGCUCACAACCUCCGCCCAACUCGGACGAUCUUUCUUCGGAAAAACUCGAUCCCGAUGCUACCCAGGACGGCGACGAAAAGCACAAGGGAAUAGCUCGGCCCAAGGAACGGCGGAAAAGAGGAAAGGAUCCCUACAAGGUGCUCCUCAAAGGCGGGAAGAAGAGCAAGGUGCUCCUAAAGGCCAUUCAACUCUCCGCUGAUGAUGCCAAAACUGAGGACGGAAGUAGCACGAGGAGUGCCUCACCCGUACCCGACGCGGACGAGGAGACAGCGAGCUCGACGACGGCAACUGCACCCUCGACCGAAAACUCGACACGUUCCGCGGGCGACUCAGAGGUCAGGACCGCUUCUUCGACCACACGCUCAUCCCGCGUGCCUUCCAUCGAGCACGUUGAGUCGCUCGCUUUUGACGUUCUCCCCUCUAGUUCAGCGCCUCCCCAACAAGACUUCGAUGACGAUGACCACUCUUCCAGAGACGCGCGACACCCCAUGGAUCCGAGUGAUCUUGCCCACACUAAUGACGCUCCCUCGUCUUCACCUUCUCGUCUAUACUCGCCCGAGCAAAAUACGCCUUCACCACUCGCCUCUCCUCCGCCUCUCCCUUCCCAAGACGUCUCUGAUCCCGCACCUGUUUCACGUCCUCGUCCCAACGUCACUUCACCAUUCCCAUCCCCUAAUGCUCCCUCAUGCUCCACAUCCACAGCUGCUGCCACAUCCACGCCCACACUCGCCCGCAGUCCACAGUCCGACUCUACACCGACGCACGCCUCACCACAUGAUACACACGCACGCCAGCCGUCAUGGGAUUGGGACAGCCAGGCACCCCUCUAUUCUACCGCUACCCCUGAGCCCUCCGCUCCGUCUACGUCCUCGGGCGCUCCGUCCACGUCUGCCUCCGUCUUCGGCUCCCCUCCGUUCCCAUCGACGUCGACUUCGUCUCCCCCAGCAUCGCCGCCUACGCCCUCAUCCGCCCAGUCCGGCUCGGGGUCGCCUUAUGGGGCACUGCAGUUCCAGCCCCAAAACCACAAGCCCCCGCGCUUCCGCUCGCGCCAGCCCUCGGGCUCGAUGCCACUAUACGCAACGGCGCUGCCGUUCGCCGCGUUGUCUGCUUCCUCGUCUUCAACCGCUAAUGGCAAUGGCAAUGGCGCCGCGAGCGCGAGUACAAAUUCGGGCACGGACGCAGAUCCGGACUCGGACGAGAUGCCCCCGCUCACAUUCCCGACGCUCAACGCGCUUCCGUCGCCCAUCGCACCGCACCCAUCGCCGUUGCCGCUGUCGUUGUCCUCCGGUGUAUAUUCGGAGAUGAGCGAGCCGCACGCACGGUCCGGGUCUGGGCAGGGGCAUGUGCAUCAACAUCACAGGCCGCGGAGUCAGAGUAAGAAUAGCGUUGGUCUGGGCCUGGGGAAGGACAGGGACAGGGACAGGGACAGGGGAGGGGGAGGGGAUAUGGACAGGAAACGAGAACGGGAACGGGAAAGAGAAAAGGGCAAGGAAAGAGACGCAGGCGAACGCGGGCAGAGUCCAGCGCCCGCCACGGGUGCUGGCGCACCGCGUUCGCCGGCGCCACCACCGCCGCGGACAACGUCGCCCUCUACGCCGCUGAGCGCGCAGACGCAGCUCGCGUCGAUGCGCGGGGCGCUCGAGGCGGCGCGUCUGAGGGAGGAGAAGACACGCGCGGAGGCGGAGCGGCAGGGGCGGGAGAUCGAGGAGCUCAGGUGGCGGUGGAGUGAAAGUAGGCGGAGGGAGGGCGAGUUGCAGGUCCAGGUCGGGCAGUUGGUGAGAGAGCUGGGGGUCUAUGCUGGGAUGCUUGGGUCGGCGGCGGCGGGCUCGGGUUCGGGUUCGGGUGCCGCGUCGCCUAGCGCGAAUGGAGUUGGCGGUAGUGCAAAUGGGAACGGAGGGCAGCAGUUCGCAUUUCCGCGGCCUGUGCAUCCCCUGUCGGUGUCUAGCCCGCUGGCGGUCCAUUCGCGCGCGAACAGCGGCCAGGCUCAGGCAACGCUGUCAGCACUGGUACUGGGAUACUCUCCCGCUGCCUCACCGGCGCCCUCGUCACCAGCGCUUGCACCAGUACCAGCACCGUCGUCCCGCCCGCACUCGCGCCUCCGGGGCUCGCAGUCGGCACGGGCAAGCCCAGCACCCCCACGCGCACCGAGCGCGAACGCGUUUUCGUCCCCUGCGAGCCCGUCGCCGCCGAGUUCGGGCGCAAUGCCACCGCCGCCGAUGUACUACGCCUACCCCGCCCCAGCUGCUUCCGCGCACGCGCCGGGCGGGGCGUUCGGCCCGGGUGCACAGCCGUACCUCGUCGCGCCCCACCCGCACCAUCCGCACCCGCACCCACAUCUUCAGCUGCACCCCCUGGCCAUGGGUAUGGGGAUGGGUGUGGGAAGUCCGGGUGCCGGAUACCCAUCCCCAUACGCCGUGUCGCCGGGCAUGCUGCCCAGCCCGUACACGCAGUAUUCUAACGCUGUGCCAGGAGUGGGCGGGAACGUGAACAGGAGCACGGCGAGCACGCCGGGGCUGUCGCCUGCUGGUGCACUGCCAGAUCCGUUCGCGAUGCCGGUGUCGAUGUUUUCCACCCACGGGCCGGGACGCGGACGUACGCGCUAUCGCGGUGCUGGUGCGGGGAGCGCUGGCGGGAGCAGUGCUGGCGGGGAUGGUGCUGAUGGGCUUUUGCUCGAGGAGGACGAGGCGCUCGGCGGAGGCGUUCAGAUUAGGGAAGGCCGGAGAGAUGGCGUAGAUGAGGGAGAGGAGGAGGAGGGAGAGGACGACGACGACGUGUUCAACAAUCCGCUUGCGGCUGCGAUUCUCAAGCGGCCCGAGCGCAUGCGCGCGCACUCGAGUCGGGGGAGCGUGCGUUCUGGGUUUACCUCGAAUUCGAACUCGAAUUCGGCGUCUGCGAGUGCGAGCGAGAGCGGGCGGGAUGUUGGUGUGAUCGUGGAGGAGGAGAGCCGCGAUGGUGGGGUGAACGGAGGUGGGGAUGCGGGUGUCAAUGGAUACGAGGCGGCGACGACAGGAAAGGGCGGGGUGUCCACGCUGGGCAGUGGGGGCUAGGCUUUCCUGGUCUCCGGAAAAUCCGCGUGCCAGGGCCCUUCGCUCCCGGCGAGGCCAGAGUAAUAUUGCUGGUUGACUCUCAAAACCUCUGAACGGACCGCCGCUCGAUGUUCAGCUGGGACCACGGAUUAAUCUCGACCGGCCAGGGCAGCGUAACUUUAUUUUGGCCGGCUUGAAUAUUAGGAUGUCCGCCAGAGGCCGACGCGUAUGAGGACUUUCCUGGACAAGUAUACAUACCCAAGCUAUCGUUAUCUAUAUAGACGAUUAGACGAUCACCGACUGGUCGCUGCCAGUAUCGAGGGAGCGUCACUCCCGGUUACUGUCCUUGUUGCACUGCUUGCUGUAUCUACUGCGUGCGCUCCGGUCGUCGCUGGCAGUACACGUGUAGGGACUCUUGCAGUAGCUCAGCGACGAACAUGACAAUGUAGCUCUCACCCAAU